Messenger RNA from Heterobasidion irregulare TC 32-1, 1632 nucleotides. Its product is annotated as serine protease S53. The record is from RefSeq and is a predicted model, not a curated record. Gene Ontology annotation, biological process: proteolysis. The coding region runs from base 1 to 1632 and encodes 543 amino acids. Gene Ontology annotation, molecular function: tripeptidyl-peptidase activity; serine-type endopeptidase activity. NCBI's taxonomy places the organism in Eukaryota, Fungi, Basidiomycota, Agaricomycetes, Russulales, Bondarzewiaceae. The transcript has 10 exons.
AUGCGCCUCCACGAACGCCGAGAGGUUAUUCCUCGCGGAUUCGUCAAGACCGCAGCUGCGCCCGCCAGUCAGAUGCUCAACCUCCGCCUCGCGCUCGUGCAGAGCGAUCCCCAGGGCCUCGAGGACGCACUAUACGCUGUCAGCACCCCAAGCAGUGCGCUGUAUGGUCAGUUCCUGACUAAGGAAGAGGUUGAGGCGUUUGUUGCACCGAAAGAAGAAACCGUUGAACUCGUCACUACCUGGCUUGCCGCACAUGGGCUCACUCCCCGCACAAUUUCGCCUGCGGGCGACUGGCUCGCAGUGGACGUCUCCGUCGCGCAGGCCAACGAACUGUUUGCUGCUGAAUUUGCAACAUUUACCCAUGUAGAUACAGGGAAGGAGGCCGUGCGGACCUUGGAGUAUUCAAUUCCUGCCUCACUGCAGGGGCAUCUGGACCUCGUGCAUCCGACUACCACUUUUCCGACUCAGCUUUCUCGCGCACCACUCGCCUCGAUCCCCAUCCCCAAGGGGAUCAUACCGGCAGUGAACCUGUCCAGCGAUGCGGUCCCUGCGUCAUGCAACACUCUCAUCACCCCCGCGUGCUUGCAGGCCUUGUAUGGCAUCCCGACCACGCUUGCGACGCAGUCAUCCAACAAGCUUGGAGUGAGUGGUUUCAUCGACCAAUUUGCGAACUCCGCGGAUCUCAGGCAAUUCUUGACUGCAUUGCGGCCAGAUUUGUCGCCCUCAACGUCUUUCACACUUCAGACUUUGGAUGGCGGAACCAACACCCAAACUAGAAGCCAAGCUGGUAUCGAGGCAGACCUUGAUACCCAAUACACCAUCGGUGUUGCAUCCGGGGUCCCUACCGUGUUCAUCUCAGUCGGUGACAACACUAAUGACGGUGUCUUCGGUUUUCUGGAUAUCAUCAACUUUUUGCUCAGCGAGACCAGCCCUCCUCAGGUCUUGACUACUAGCUAUGGAGCUGACGAAAGCGAUGUCUCCCGUUCGCUUGCUAAUAAUCUGUGCAACGCCUACGCACAACUUGGUGCCCGUGGGACUUCUAUCUUUUUCUCAUCUGGCGAUGGGGGUGUCUCUGGUGGUCAGAGUCAGAGUUGCACAACCUUCAUUCCCCCAUUCCCAGCCGGUUGUCCGUUCAUCACUACUGUCGGGGCUACCACUGGCGUACCAGAAACAGCUGCCGACUUCUCCUCUGGUGGAUUUUCCAACUACUUUGGCACUCCUUCUUAUCAGACCUCCGCGCACGCCACCUACCUCAAUGCUAUCGGCAGCACCAACAGCGGCAAGUUCAACGCUUCGGGACGCGGGUUCCCUGACGUGUCGGCAAUGGGGGAGAACGUCGAAAUUGUCUGGGAUGCAGAGACAGGGACUGUUGCAGGCACGAGUUGCUCGAGCCCUAUCUUCGCAAGUGUCGUCGCGCUGUUGAACGAUGAGCUAAUCGCCGCGGGGAAGAGUCCGCUUGGCUUCCUGAACCCAUUCUUGUAUUCGACGGGUGCUAGUGCUCUGAAUGACAUCACGACAGGAAACAACCCAGGCUGUAAUACUAACGGAUUUUCUGCAAGAGCUGGAUGGGAUCCAGUCACUGGCCUUGGAACGCCAAACUUUGCUGCGCUUAGAACGGCUGUUGGACUCUGA